This is a messenger RNA of Pyricularia grisea, 2936 nucleotides long. RefSeq lists its product as uncharacterized. Gene Ontology annotation, biological process: proteolysis. The record is from RefSeq and is a predicted model, not a curated record. Gene Ontology annotation, molecular function: metalloexopeptidase activity. The transcript is spliced from 4 exons. NCBI's taxonomy places the organism in Eukaryota, Fungi, Ascomycota, Sordariomycetes, Magnaporthales, Pyriculariaceae. Bases 180 to 1349 code for a protein of 389 amino acids.
CUUUGUCUUGUUGCCCACCCUCAAGUCAGUGAUCCAAAGGUUUUUCUGCCCUUUAGAAACACCUUCCCGGGACCUCGCCGCCGUUAGUAGUGUGCUCAGCAAAACACUGCACCAACACGUCAGUUCUAGCUUCACAUUGAAUUUUGAAGCUUUUCGGGAAACCCCACAAGGAAGUCAAGAUGAAGGUCACAAGUGCUCUUCUUACGGCUCUGGCCGUUACCACGGUCAAUGCCUGCGGUGUGCCUCCCACCUCGCUCCCGCGCACUGCCGCCAGGACUAUCUUCAGGCGCGCAGAUGCCAAGAUGUACACUUUGGAGACGGCCCCCGGAGUGACGAUCGAGGUGACUGAGGAGGAGAAGCUGGCCAUGAUGGACAACCGUGUUCACUUCUUCGACAUCACCGAGUGGAAGGAGGCUCCCAACGCCAUGGCCGAGGACCUGCAGAAGCGCAUCGCGGCGGUCCCCUACCCCACGACUCUGACGCAAAAGUGCAACGCCACCAAGAUCAUCGGCAAGCUCGACAAGGAGAGGAUCCAGGCCACUGUCGAGCGCUAUUCUUCCUUCUUCAACCGCUACUACAUGUCGGACACUGGUCGCGAGUCUGUCGAGUGGCUCCACGACCAGAUCAAGGCCGUCCUGGACGCCGCCGACAUCCCAGGUGCUAACAUCCGUCUGGUUCGCCACAACGCCUGGGUGCAGCCGAGCAUUGUUGUCACUCUUCCCGGCCGCGAGGCCCGUACCGUUGUGGUCGGAGGCCACGCCGACUCGAUCGUGUCUGGUGACCGUAACGGCCGUCAACCAGGAGCCGAUGACGAUGCGUCUGCCUCGGCUACCAUCUUUGAGGCUAUGCGCGUGUUCCUCCUGGACCCGCGCGUCAAGGCUGGUCAGCUCCUCAAUACGAUGGAGUUCCACUGGUACGCAGCGGAGGAGGCUGGUUUGCUUGGCAGCCAAGACAUUUUCAACACGUACCGCCAGUUCAACCGCAACAUUGUUGCAAUGCUGCAGCAGGACAUGACUGGCUACAUUGGUCGCGACGGCCGUGAGCGCUUCGGGCUGAUCACGGACUUUACGGACCCUGAUCUGGUCAACUUUAUGAAGCUCAUUAUCGACGGCUACACCGAUAUCCCCUACGAGGAGUCACAAUGUGGCUACGCCUGUUCGGACCAUGGAUCGGCCACUCGCGCCGGAUACCCGGCGGCCUUUGUCUUUGAAACUCCUUUCGGUAACCACAACCCCUACAUCCACACCAUCAACGACACUGCCGACAAGCUCUCGUACGACCACAUGCUUCAGCAUGGCAAACUCAUCACGGGCUACCUCUCCGAGCUUGCUUGGUGGCCAUUCGUCUAGAUUUGCCACCAAGUUUGAGAAGUUAUGUGAUGAUGAGUAAUGUAAUGAUGACUGGGCUCUCUGCAUGGGUGAUGAAAUCCUAGAGGCGGCAUAUUGAUAGAGUAUCCUUGGUGGUUGGAAGAUGCGCCCCUAAAAUAAUUCAACGAUUAAUGGACCAGCUCUCGGUGCGGGUUCACGCCCGCUGGGUUAGCGAACAAGUUCAAAGCAAAUCCUAUUGACUAGAGGUAUACCAUAGAUAGCUUAACAAAGAAGCCACAUGAGACCCUAACCGGACUGGAUUACAGAAAACAAGGUCGAAACCUCGGAACGAUUUAAUCCUUGGCAACCUUGACCAGGAGCUUUCCAACCGUCUUUUGCCCAGUCAAAUCGUCCUGCGCCUUGGCCACCUCACUGAGGUCGUAGAUACCGCCAAUGUGCGUCUUGACAACACCCUUGGCCAAGAGGUCAAACAGCUCCUUGCAGCGAGUCUCCCACUCCUCCCUCGUGGCGACAAAGUUGAAGAGCGUAGGGCGCAUAAGCCUGACGUUCCUGGCGGUUAGCUUGAACAGGCUGAAGGGCUCGACGGCGCCCGAGGCGUUGCCAAAGGUGAUGAAGGACCCCUUCCUCCUCGUGGCGGCCAGGUCCUGCUCGAAGGUGGACUUGCCGACGCCGCUGAAGACGGCGUGGCAGCCCAGGUCUUUGGUGAUCUCGUUGACGGCCUUGAGGACGUCGUCGCGCGUGUAGACGACGACGUGGUCGCAGCCGUGCUCCCUGGCCAGCUUGGCCUUUUCGUCGGUCGACACGGUCCCGAUGACGGUGGCGCCCAGGUGCUUGCACAUCUGCACCACGAGGCCACCAGUGCCGCCGGCCGCGGCCUGCACCAGCACGACCUCGCCGGGCUUGACCUCGUGCGCGUCCCGAACCAGCGUCCAGGCCGUCAGGCCCUGCAGGAGGAAGGCGGCGCCGUCCUGGGUCGACACGCCUUCGGGGAGCUUGAAGCAGAGGUUUGGGUUCACGGCCGCGUACUCGGCCGCCGAGGGCGACUUCAUGAAGCAGACGCGGUCGCCGACCUUGAGGUCGUAGUCGGCGGGGACGUCGGCGCCGACCGACUCGAUUGUUCCCGCGCCCUCGGUGCCAGACACGUGCGGAGGUGGCGUCGCCAUCUGGUACAGCCCCGUCCUCAUGUACGUGUCGAUGAAGUUGAUGCCGUGCCACUCGACCUUGACGACGAUCUGGGAUGGGCUGGGUGUGGGCUUGGGGAUGUCGUCGCGCAGGGACAGGACGGACGAGUCGCCAGUCUUGUCGAAUGCUACGGCGCGCAUGGUGGCCAUGGUUCUGGUGUGUGGUUUUGGUGGUGUUGUUGGUGGUGAUUUUGUGGUGUGAGUUGUUGGUCUGUGACGACGAGGAGCAGGAGGGGUAGUGGUUUGGAUGGAUUUGUAGUGGAAAGCCUUCAAAGAAAGGUGAGUUGGUUUACAGCGUGUUUGGGCAGAGAUUAGACGAAAUGAGAAUGGGAUUGUUCUCGAAGCUGACAAAUUACAAAAUAUAGUCGCCAUGGAUCAAAUGGAAAAAAAAAAGAAAGGAAAAAACGAAGCUGUCGUCAACAUAGGC